Molecule: messenger RNA, 1865 nt
Organism: Phyllotreta striolata
Lineage: Eukaryota; Metazoa; Arthropoda; Insecta; Coleoptera; Chrysomelidae
Source: the annotation of a GenBank genome assembly
GAUAAACAUUGAAAAGUCAAGAAAUAAGAUUAUUUUCAAUUUUCAUUACUUAUAAUUUGCAGUACUUUGAUAUUUAUCGCAGAAUUUUGUUCCUUCUCAGAUAGUUAACGUACGAAAUUCAAAUGUAUCAAGUUAUUAAAGUAAUUUUUUCAAUUUUGCCUCUACUUACAUUAAUUUCGGCUCACGAAGAUGCGUAUUCGGUAAAAUACACUACGGAAACUUUCUCGCAGGAAAUAGGAAAGAAACAUCAUUUUGUUAUGUUUUACGCACCUUGGUGUGGACAUUGCCAAAAAUUUGCCCCAAAAUGGGAACAAUUAGCCGAAAUGCUGAAUGAUGAUGAUAGUAAUAACAUAAAAAUAGCAAAAGUAGAUUGUACCACUGAUAGUGAUGUUUGUUCCGAGCAAGACAUCACUGGCUACCCCACAUUAAAAUUCUAUAAAAUGGGCGAAUCUGAAGGCAUCAGAUUCCGGGGUACCAGAGAUUUGCCUACAAUUACAACAUUUAUCAAUGAACAACUUAGAGAGGGAGAGUAUGCACCUGAUGAAUCAGAUGAACCUAAAGCUGUAAGUGGCUUAAUCGAGCUCAAUGAAGAUAAUUUUGAAAAACACGUUGCAAAAGGGAAGCAUUUUGUAAAAUUUUAUGCACCUUGGUGUGGCCAUUGUCAGAACUUAGCACCAACAUGGGAACAAUUAGCAAAAUCUUUAGAAUUGGAUUCUGAUGUUACUAUUGCAAAAAUUGACUGUACACAAUUUCGAUCCAUUUGUACUAAUUAUGAAGUUAAAGGUUACCCAACAUUAUUGUGGAUAGAAAACGGAGACAAGGUCGAUAAGUAUGCUGGAGAACGCAAUCAUGAUGACUUGAAAGAAUAUGUUAUUAAAAUGAUAGGAACGAAAAAGGCUGCAAAUAAGCGAGAAGAACCUAAAGUCGAUACUCAAUCUGUAUCUGGUGAAAUAACGGAAGAAGAUUUUAAGAACAACAUCCAGUCGGGAAUAGCUUUUGUAAAAUUCUAUGCUCCUUGGUGUGGUCAUUGUAAAAGGUUAUCUCCAACAUGGGACGUUUUGAGGGGCAAAUUCUCCGAAAACAGCCUUGUCAAAAUUCUGAAAGUUGAUUGCACUCUAGAAGUCAAUAAACAGUUAUGCAACGACGAAGAAGUAGAAGGGUUCCCUAGUCUCUAUUUGUAUAAAGAGGGAGAAAAGGUCUCGGAGUACAGUGGAAGUAGAAGCCUUGAGGAUUUGUAUGAUUUUGUUCACAAACAUACUAUUCAUGAUGAAUUAUAAAUACCUAGUUACUUAAAAUGGCGUUAUUAUAUGCUAAAUUAAAGUUGUUGAAACAUCGCUUCUUAUUACGGCAAUAUUUCAUUGAUUUAAAGUAUACUAUGGCUUAAAAAGGAUUUUUCUGUUAGAUAUUAGUGGGUUUUCGUGGCUGAUGAAUAGAAUCCUUUGUAAGCAUUCUACAAUUUGCUGCAUCAAUAUAUUAGGGAAUUUCUAACACAUUAGGGGGAGGUUAAAUUAAACAAAAUAGUUGAAGGAAAAAUGUUACGAUUGCUUGUUAUAGCACAAAAGGAAUUCAAAGAGACUUAAACAUGGAGAAACUUAGAUAUUUUAUUGUUUUUUUGUAAUAACGGUUUUUUAUAUUGCUACUAUUCCUUUACGUCCAUAAUUUUUAUGGGCUUUACAUACAUAUCCAUGUUGUAAAUAGAAACCAAGUGCAAUUUUAUUAUUUUCACUUGAUUUUUAUUCUAGUCGUGAUAAUCAUAAUAUACUUCCUGUUUUUUCUUAUUACAAAUUAUCCGGUAAUUAAAUUGUGAUAAGUUAAUUUUGUAUGAUAAUGAACUUUUUAUUCGAUACUCUGAAUAAAAAUCAUUU